GGUAGGGACUUAAGUCAUCCUGUGUGCCAGACCGCCUAGGUGCUGCAGCUCCAGGAGCAGAGGAGCUGUCAUCUGCUUCCCCCCUCCCCCCGUGGGUCUGAUGCCCUUGGCGACUUCCUAAGAGCAACAGGGGCCCUCAUUUCUUUACAGGGGGCUGUGCCCCCGGGCUCUCCACGCAGUUGCAGAGAGCCAGGACCCGAAUAUUUAAAUCACGAUGGCGUUAAACACGUUUUAAUAUCUGAUAGGGCCAGUUUCUGCGCAUUGCACAUUUUUUUUUCCUUUGAGGAACAUGUUUGGGCCCGCGGCAGGGGGCGGGGUCGCGCCUCCGCCUCGGCUCCGGUUCCAGCAGAGCCUCAGCGACACAGAGAUGGAAAUCCCGAGGCUGCUGCUGGCUCGCCGGACGGCGCAGGGCGGCGGCGGCGGCGGCGGCAGCCCCGCGGGCGGCGGCGGCGGGGUCCACCCAGGCCCCAACUCGCCGGCUUGUCAGGCCCCGGCGCGCCGCCUCCUUCUGCUCCGGGGGGCCCAAGAUGGCGCGGCCAGGCCGCGGAGCGAGGAGGCCCACAGGGCCUCGCGGGGCCCUGGCCCGAGCCCGAGCCCGAGCCCGCUGGCGCCCAGGCCGGAUCUUGCGAUCGGCGGCGGAGGCGACGACUUUUUCCUGUUGCUGCUCGACCCGGUGGGUGGCGACGUGGAAAGCGCGGGCGCGGAGCAGGCCGGAGGGCCGGUGCGGAGGGAGGAGGCCGAGGCGGGCCUGGGGCCCCAGCGGGGCGAGAGCGGCGCGCGGCCCGCCGGCCGCCCCGCGCUAGCCCCCCGCCGGCUGUCGGCCGUGGCGGCGGCCCCGGUGCCCGUGUCGGUGCCCGUGCCGGUGCCGGUGCCCGUGCCCGUGUCGGUGCCGGUGGCGGGCCCCGUGCCGGGCCUGAGCCCCGCGCCGGGCCCCGCGGCGGCCUUCGCGGGCACCAUCACCAUCCACAACCAGGACCUGCUGCUGCGCUUCGAGAAUGGAGUCCUGACCCUGACCACGCCCCCGCUGCCCGCCUGGGAGCCCGGGGUCGCGCCUUUCCCGCAGCCGCAGCCUGGGAGUCCGGCCGCCCCGCCGGCCGGCUUCCCGCACGCCGCUGCGCAGCUGGGCGACUGCCCCGAGCUGCCGCCCGACCUCCUGCUGGCCGAGCCGGCCGAGCCCGCGUCGGCGCCCGCGCCGGCGCCCGAGGAGGAGGCGGAGGGCCCGGCCGCGGCCGCCCAGAGCCCCCGCGGGCCGCUGGUGCCCGGCCACCCGGGCGUGGUGCUGUACCUGUGCCCCGAAGCGCAGUGCGGACAGACGUUCGCCAAGAAGCACCAGCUGAAGGUGCACCUGCUGACGCACAGCAGCAGCCAGGGCCAGCGGCCCUUCAAGUGCCCCCUGGGCGGCUGCGGCUGGACCUUCACCACGUCCUACAAGCUCAAGCGGCACCUGCAGUCGCACGACAAGCUGCGGCCCUUUGGCUGCCCGGUCGAGGGCUGCGGCAAGAGCUUCACCACCGUGUACAACCUCAAGGCGCACAUGAAGGGCCACGAGCAGGAGAACUCGUUCAAGUGUGAGGUGUGCGAGGAGACCUUCCCCACGCAGGCCAAGCUCAGCACCCACCAGCGCAGCCACUUCGAGCCCGAGAGGCCCUACCAAUGCGCCUUCUCGGGCUGCAAGAAGACCUUCAUCACCGUCAGCGCCCUGUUCUCCCACAACCGCGCCCAUUUCAGGGAGCAGGAGCUCUUCGCCUGCUCCUUCCCGGGCUGCAGCAAGCAGUACGACAAGGCUUGCCGCCUGAAAAUCCACCUGCGCAGCCACACGGGCGAGAGGCCCUUCCUCUGCGACUUCGACGGCUGCGGCUGGAACUUCACCAGCAUGUCCAAGCUCCUGCGGCACAAGAGGAAGCAUGAGGACGACCGCAGGUUCACCUGCCCCGUGGAGGGCUGCGGCAAGUCCUUCACCAGGGCCGAGCACCUCAAAGGCCACAGCAUCACCCACCUGGGCACCAAGCCCUUCGUGUGUCCCGUGGAAGGCUGCUGCGCCAGGUUCUCGGCCCGCAGCAGCCUCUACAUCCACUCCAAGAAGCACCUGCAGGACGUGGACACGUGGAAGAGCCGCUGCCCUGUGUCCACCUGUAACAAACUCUUCACCUCCAAGCACAGCAUGAAGACCCACAUGGCCAAGAGGCACAACCUGGGCCAGGAUCUCCUGGCGAAGCUCGAGGCGGCCAAUUCCCUCACGCCCAGCAGCGAGCUGACCAGCCAGGGUCACAGUGACCUCAGCGGGCCCGAGAUAGCGUCUCUCUUCUCCGAUGUGCCUGGCGCCGGCUCUGCCUCUGCUGUGCUGGACACGGCCUUGGUCAAUUCGGGCAUCCUGACGAUCGACGUGGCUUCCGUGAGCUCCACUCUGGCCGGGAGCCUCCCGGCCAGCAGUCCAGACGCCCUGGGGCCCGCUGUGGACGCCCGGGCCCUGAGGGCCGCCAGCGACCUGCCCCAGAGCCUAGACACCUCCCUCUUCUUCGGAACCACGGCCUCUGGCUUUCAGCAGAGCCCCCUGGAUCUGGAAGAUGUCUCCAAUGGGAGCGUGGGGCCCCUGGGCUCCCUCAGCUGUCUGGCCAUGAAGAGUGCAAGUCCGGAGCCCCAGGCUCUGACCCCCAGCAGCAAGUUGACAGCGGACACGGAGGCCCUGACUCCUUCCAGCACCCUCUGUGAAAACAGUGUCUCAGAACUCCUGACUCCCGCCAAAGCCGACUGGCACGUGCAUCCCGACUCGGACUUCUUCGCGCAGGAGGAAGACAGCCAGUUUGGCUUCACCAAUCCCACGGGAAACCACGGCUGUCACAAAGAGACAGAUCUGAUCGCAGUGGCGGGCAGCUCCUUUUUGGUUUCUCUGAGACUGUGAAGCCAGCCUAUGCUUUCCUGAGAAUCUGGUAAUGGGGCAGAGACUAUUCCUUUCUGUGAUCUGGAAUGCUCAUUGUUUAUAGCUUUCCACAGUUGAAGAAAAGGAAAGUUUGUAUCUGCAUAUUGUGUUAACUCUAUCGAGUGUAGCAUUUGUCAUUUGUGAAAUAUUUUUAUAACUUGUAUUUUAUUUGUUGUUCAGACCAACCCUGUGAAGUAGUUUUGGCAAUGUCUGUGUUUCUUAUUAUAAUCUAGCCAACUCAAACUCCAACUGGGUUUUGACUGGCUGACAAUUCUAUGUAUAGCUUCAAACGUGGAAGACAAACUCUUUUUACUUCUCCUGUCCAUGAUUUUCAUGAUUCAUUACUGAAUCAUAAUUACUUGUUGCUGUCACAUUAAUUAGUCUGUUACUUUCUCUUUAGGAUACUCCCUUGUAUGUGCAUUUCAGUCCUUGUCAUGCAUUUGCUUUUUUAAUUUUUUUAAUGGAUAGAUUUCUUUCCUGUCACAAUCCCUCAGACAUUCUUCUCAUGGAACAAUUUCUUCUGAUAUUAACAUUUGCUGAGUGUACACUGCACUUCUGUGUGUAGAGUAAGAAGUUAUAUUCUGACCUUAGAUAUUACUAUGUAUAUAUAUAUGAUUCAGAUCAUAAAGGAGAUUAUUUUCUAUGCUGUUCAGAUGAAAAGUGGUUUUUGGUUAAUUAUUUCCAUUUUUAAGAAGAUUUUGCCAGGGAGUUCUUCUAAUACUUUUUUAUUUGCUCUAAAGUACUAGUUCAGUAGUAUUUGCAUGUAGAUAUCCGUGGAUGAGAGUUGUAGCACUUUUGAAGUGUGCUAAAAAUUUGCCACUAUUAAAUGUUUCUGUAUUGAGUGUGGUGGUAUACAACCAUACCCUACAGACUCAUAUCUAUUUAGAAAUUGUUGUAUUCAUUCAAUGAACAAUGAAAUGUAGAAAUACAUUUUAAAAUUAAAGAUGUACUUCAGAUUUCAUUGUGUUUACCCAUUCAACAUUUUUUCCUCUUUGCUUUGGAAAUAUUUGUACUCCUCAAAUAUAUUUAAAAAUGUUAUUAAUUAAUUCCUCUUAAUAGAGCACUAUUUUUUGUGUCUAGUAAAUAUGUAUGUCAAGGAUUGAAAUGAAUACACAUGUCUGGAAAAUCAAAUAAAUUUAUAAACAUAAAGA
Molecule: messenger RNA, 4068 nt
Organism: Perognathus longimembris pacificus (Pacific pocket mouse)
Lineage: Eukaryota; Metazoa; Chordata; Mammalia; Rodentia; Heteromyidae
Product: zinc finger X-linked protein ZXDB-like
Exons: 2
Coding region: 290-2899 (869 amino acids)
Biological process (GO): regulation of transcription by RNA polymerase II
Cellular component (GO): nucleus
Molecular function (GO): transcription coregulator activity
Source: RefSeq, a predicted model, not a curated record